GGCAGCAUUCACUAGCAACAAGUUGAGGUUAGCUCCCGUCUUGUAUUUUUUCAAAUGCCCUAAGAAAUCAUUUAAAAGAGUCUGAAUUCACAACACUGGGAAAGCAAACAGGACAACAACAGGACCACUGUGGUGGAUGUAAUCGUCACUAUGGACAAAGAGAAGUCGGCACAAUUGACGAAAAUUCAAUAUCUGGAGGAGCAGUUGGAGAGAUGGCAGCUGCAUUACGACUGGCUGCAGAAGAAGAACGUGGAGCUGACCGCCCGCUACGGCGCCCUGGAGAAGGACAAGAUGGACACCUAUCGGCGCCUGAAAGGCAAAGAGGAUGCAAAGGAGACGGAGGAGAGGGAGCUGGAUGAGCGGAUGCAGGCGGCCGAGCAGCACCGACACGACCUGAAGCUUCAGCACGGCCGCGAGAUGGAGAAGCUUCAGCGUCGUCUGGAUGACCUCCAGUCGGAGGGCGAGGCGCUGGCGAUUAAAUCCCGCCAGCAGCAGGAGCUGGUGCAGGAGAUGGUGCAACACCGGUCCGACCGGGAGACCGAGAUGGAGCUGCUGGUCGGUCACAACAAAACGCUUGAAGCGGCCAUCGACUGCUGGAAGCGCGAGGCAGAGCCGGAGAGGAGAAGGAAGAUCGCGGACAGAGAGAAAGACAUCGAGAGAUUAGCUGAGGUGAAGAUCUCAAGGAUCCUCGAGUCGGAGAGAGCGGCUCACAACAAGCAGCUGGAGAAGCUCUCCUUCCUGCAGGAGGAAAAGGUGUCCCUGCUGGAGGAGAGAGACGUCCUGCGAGACCAGGAGAGGGAUCGCUGCACCGAGAGGGACCGCCAGAAGACGGCCGUGAGGAGGGAACAGGCGGAGCUCCGCUCCUGCAGGAAGGAGUUAGAGCAGAUGCAGAAUGAGUGCCAGCGGCUGAGGGUGGAGCUGAAGGAUUGUAGCUCCGCCAACAAGGGCCUGCUGAAGAGGAAAGACAUCCUCAGAAGGCUCCUGGCCGCGGCGCCGGAGAAGCGCUGCCUGCAGACGGCUCGGGUGGCCCGGCUGAGGGCGGAGCUCCAGAGGGAGAGCAGGGAGUGGGGGCGGCUGGAGGCCGCCAGGGAGGAAGGAGUCGUCCUCGUCGGCCACAUCCUGAUGGACUCAAAGUCUGACGCGUCUGAGAUAGAGCAGAAGAUGCUGAGGCUGCUGGACAUCCUGGAGAGCUCCGCGCCCCCCAAGGGGACCAGGCUCCACCACAAACCACUCCCCCGACGAGGACGGAAGAGGACGGAAGAGGAAGAGAAAUACGCCUUGAAAUCAGGAUCCAAGGUCACUGCCAAGUCCACUAAAUAGACAGGAUUCUGCUCGAGUGAGACUGGUGCCGGGAAAUGCUGAAGACACAAAAGUAAUUUAAAGCACAAUAAAAUAAUCUAAAUUCUAAAUAAUGGUUUAACAUGUUCAGUACGCUGUGAACCGACGCUGUGAACCGACGCUGAUAACGACUAAAAGGAUAUCAGAGAAACAGUACAAUAACAACAUAGGAAAAUGCUUUUUAAAGUUCUCCUAAUAGCCACUAGGUGCUUUAUCCAAGGAGGAGCAGCUCGUAUGUUGGUUCUCUGGGCCAUUUGGAAGAAGUCUCAGAUGCUUUACUGAGGUAAAAGUACUGAUACUGCACAGUGAAUGUCUCCCACAGUCCAAAUAUGGUCACUUCCUGUUCACUGGUUGCAAAAAACAAGAUAGCAAUGGGCUCAAUGCCGAACUCAAGGCUUCAAUAACGCAGUUCACAAACCAGUGGAUGACGUGCUCUUCUUAUAAAUAGUAUAUUGGGUAAACUGUUACAUGUGGACAUUAAGGAAUCUAUAGCCAACAGCUCAUUUGUAUUAGUUUAAAGCACAUGGAUACGUCUCUAUGAUCCCAAUCUGACAGCUGCAUGUUAACUUCAGGCUUUCAUCUGAAUCUCUUUGUCUUGCUGAGGGUUCAGAUGGAAGGAUUUAGUGCAGGGGUGACAAAACUUUUUUCUCUAACCCUCUAAUGUAUAUCCACACAUUAUCAUCAGGGCCGGGGCCGGGUCAGCUAUAUAACAUAGAAUUGUAUGACCCAGACCAAUUUGACCACCAGCAGGCCUCAUUGUGUAGUAGAGAUUAUUAGCCUGGCACAGCCAUCCCCACUACUACAGGUGAAACUCGAAAAAUUUGAAUAUCGUGCAAAAGUUCAUUUAUUUCAUUAAUUCGACUUAAAAGGUGACACUAAUAUAUUACAUAGUGAGAUAUUUCAAGUUUUUUUUAAUAUAAUUUUGAUGAUUGUGGCUUGAAAAGCCCAAAUUCAAAAUCUUGGAAAAUUUGAAUAUUGUGAAAAGGUUCAGUAUUGUAGGGUCAAAGUGUCACACUCCAAUCAGCUAAUUAAUCCAAAACACCUGCAACGGGUUCCUGAGCCUUUAAAUGGUCUCUCAGUCAUGGGGAAGACUGCUGACCUGACAGUUGUGCAGAAAACCAUCAUUGACACCCUCCACAAGGAGGAAAAGCCUCAAAAGGUAAUUGCAAAAGAAGUUGGAUGUUCUCAAAGUGCUGUAUCGAAGCACAUUAAUAGAAAGUUAAGUGGAAGGGAAAAGUGUGGAAGUAAAAGGUGCACAAGCAGCAGGGAUGACCGUAGCCUGGAGAGGAUUGUCAGGAAAAGGCCAUUCAAAUGUGUGGGGGAGCUUCACAAGGAGUGGACUGAGGCUGGAGUUACUGCACCAAGAGCCACCAUACACAGACGGGUCCUGGACAUGGGCUUCAAAUGUCGUAUUCCUCUUGUCAAGCCGCUCCUGAACAACAAACAACGUCAGAAGGGUCUUACCUGGGCUAAAGAAAAAAAGAACUGUUGCUCAGUGGUCCAAAGUCCUCUUUUCUGAUGAGAGCAAAUUUUGCAUCUCACCAGAGUCUGGAGGAAGAAUGGAGAGGCACACAAUCCAAGAUGCUGGAAGUCCAGUGUGAAGUUUCUACAGUCUGUGUUGGUUUGGAGAGCCAUGUGAUCGGCUGUUGUUGGUCCACUGUGCUUUAUUAAGUCCAGAGUCAACGCAGCAGUCUACCAGGACAUUUUAGAGCACUUCAUGCUUCCUUCAGCAGACAAGCUCUAUGGAGAUGCUGACUUCAUUUUCCAGCAGGUCUUGGCACCUGCCCACACUGCCAAAAGUACCAAAACCUGGUUCAAUGACCAUGGUAUUACUGUGCUUGAUUGGCCAGCAAACUCACCUGACCUGAACCCCAUAGAGAAUCUAUGGGGCAUUGCCAAGAGAAAGAUGAGAGACAUGAGACCAAACAAUGCAGAAGAGCUGAAGGCCGCUAUGAUGGCAUCCAUGCCACGCCGCAUUGAGGCAGUAAUUAAUGCAAAAGGGGCCCAAACCAAGUACUGAGUACAUAUGCAUUCUAAAAUUAUUCUAAUUUUUCGAGUUUCACCUGUAUAUCCACACUUGAUUCCUGGCACAUAUUUGUUUGUCUUUACUUGUGGUUUGCAAAAGUAGUAGUCGAGUCUUCACACUUUGUUUUAAUUUGAAAUAUCACAGAUAUUCUAUUUAUUAUAU
This is a messenger RNA of Gasterosteus aculeatus aculeatus (three-spined stickleback), 3526 nucleotides long. RefSeq lists its product as uncharacterized. NCBI's taxonomy places the organism in Eukaryota, Metazoa, Chordata, Actinopteri, Perciformes, Gasterosteidae. The record is from RefSeq and is a predicted model, not a curated record.